Symbiodinium sp. CCMP2456 is the source of this 273-nucleotide messenger RNA. The record is from the annotation of a GenBank genome assembly. Lineage: Eukaryota; Dinophyceae; Suessiales; Symbiodiniaceae.
GUUCCAGGCGAGCGGCCCUCUUUCGCAGCGGUGAAAGAGCAAGUGUCCCGGCAUCCUCCAGAGCUUGGAGUCGUCCGACAGCUUCUGCUAACAUUCCCUGGGAUCUGCCUCGCCCUGCCGCUGGGGAAACGUGGCCAUGCAAUAGGAGCUCCGGUUGCUUCGAUGGCCAUUUGCGUCACUGGACUUAUUUGGGGCCCUAUGCUCCUUUACCUCUAUGGAGGAUAUCCUGCAGGGGUAGAGCUUCAUCGCCGCUUUGCUGCACGCUCGGAAUAG